This is a messenger RNA of Drosophila nasuta, 2086 nucleotides long. RefSeq names its product collagen alpha-1(III) chain. The record is from RefSeq and is a predicted model, not a curated record. The transcript is spliced from 4 exons. Bases 752 to 1855 code for a protein of 367 amino acids. NCBI's taxonomy places the organism in Eukaryota, Metazoa, Arthropoda, Insecta, Diptera, Drosophilidae.
UUUCUUUGCGUUGCUGUGCUAAUUACUAAAACAAACUUUAUCAUUUAUUUUUCGCAUUUAGUAUUUCCGGUCGUUUGAAUUCGAAGAAUAGAAGAGCAAGAGUUCCCAAGUUUGCAAAGUUUUUUCUAAAUAGCAAACGCAGAUAACGUUGAAAAUAAAUUCGCGCAUUUUCGACUCUCAAGACUCGAGUACUUUUCCACGCAAUCUCGAAAAACACUUUUUCUUUCGACCAAUUCGUAUGCGUACUAAGUGUGUCUUGUCAAUCGAAUCCACUUGGAUUCCACAAUGGAAGUCACUUCGAUAUGCCACUCAAGAUAAACUAAUGACGCGUGUUGGGGAACCAGGAGAAGUAUGCGAUAAGCAUGAAGAAAGAACUCAAGAACUUCCACGAAAGAAUGUAUACGCAGCAUUAAAUUCCGAGCGUGUUCAUUUUAUUCUUAAUUUAUGGAAAUGAAAAGUUCGAUCGAAUUUUCUUGUUUCUCUCCCCAAAAAUUUUCCCUAAUUUAACUAUUUGUAUGUGCGGGGACGUUUAUAACGGCGCUUAAAAAUAGUUUUUUCUGACAUUUGAUGACCAAACAUUAGAACCCUUCACUUGUUUUGGGAGUGUGGAAAGGUGUUCAAAGCAAUCGAUUUCAUUCAUAAUCACAAAAAAUGUGCCCACGUGAUUUUUAGUCUCUAUCUCAAAACAUGGGGGUAAUAAACAUCGGGACUUGUAAAAAUUUUAUGUGAUGAUUGACACGAAUUGAGUGACAUGCUUUGGACCUCAGCUCAAACGAGACAGUGCAGUGUCUGUGAUGUUGACGAUGAUGAUGACCGCGAUGAUGCAGGCAAAACCCACUGCAUAUGGUAUGUGUUCUUGAGUUUCGUCUUUUAUCUGAUGAAAGCACAGUUAGAACUCAUCUCAUUUGACAGAUGCCAAGGUCUGUUCUCAAUUCAGUUUGUGGAUGCUGCUGCCAUAGAACACAUCAUGUUAUCGUCUUCUCUGCUCGCCGUGCUGCUGCUCGGCUUCUACUCGGCUGCUAAUGCUUCGCUCUUGAACUGCAACUGUGAGCCAGGACCUCCGGGUCCGCCUGGACCGCGUGGCCCUCCAGGUCUUGGUGGCCUCGGCAGCGCUGGAGGCGGUGGCGGCAUCUGGGGUUAUCCGCCUGUGCCGCCCUUCAACCAACACAUUCCACCACUGAUUGGACCCAGAGGAUUGCCUGGACCGCCAGGACCACCUGGCUACUGUUUUCCCUGUCAGUACGGUGGUCAAGGUGGCCAGGGAUUCGGUCCGAAUAACUUUGGCUUGGCUGGUCCCGGCGGUGUUUCAGGACAGGGCAUUGCCUCAGCCAUUGGCAACAUUAUCAUUAUUCCCUCGGGCGUCAAUGGACGUGCGCAACUUUUCCGUAUCACACCCGAUGGGCAGCUAGUGCGAAUUGAAAACCCCCGCGAAGGCAUCAAUGAGAUACUACCCAGCAAUCUGCAAGAUUUACUCGCCCAACAGGCAGCUGUGCCCACAGCAGCCACAACAUCAGGAAUUACGCCGCCAGGUCAGGCCAGACCAGGAGCGACGCCACCUACACCCGAUGAUCAACCCGAAGGAUUAGAUGAAGCCAUGUUUGCUGUUUCUUCUAACAAUAUGGAAUCGCGCAAGGAGGCAGCGUUGCGUGGCAUUACCGAUGCCAACGAUUGGCGUCGGGUGCUGCUUUUGGGUGAACCGAAUGCCCAUAGUGCGGCCAGCUCGGAACCGGGAAGCACUAAUCAGCUGGAGAGCAGCAUGGAUAGUUUUCAGCGCGCCCUCGUCGAUUUGAGGGACAAGUACGCUUCGCUUAUUCAGCCACGCACCACCGAUCAGCGAUAUGCCGUCAUCCUCUAGACUCCUAAGUAGACCCACUUAAUAUACAGUUAUUAUAAUAAACACGUACUGAUAAUUCCUAACAAUCUUGACACAAUCGCGUCUCAAUCUAUGGCUUAUUGACACACCCUAAUGAAAUGCCCUCAAUGGAGACACAGACGUUGGUAGCGAGAAGGAGAGUGCGCGAAACAUUCUAGACUUAAUAUGGAAUUUCCUGGGGCCUUGAGAUAAUCUCGCCUCGAAUCUCGACAA